Messenger RNA from Exophiala bonariae, 3384 nucleotides. RefSeq lists its product as uncharacterized. Gene Ontology annotation, biological process: tRNA export from nucleus; rRNA processing. The record is from RefSeq and is a predicted model, not a curated record. Lineage: Eukaryota; Fungi; Ascomycota; Eurotiomycetes; Chaetothyriales; Herpotrichiellaceae. The transcript has a single exon. The coding region runs from base 1 to 3384 and encodes 1127 amino acids. Gene Ontology annotation, cellular component: small-subunit processome; UTP-C complex; CURI complex.
AUGGCGGCUUCAAAUAUUCAUUCCGACCAUCGUUCGUUGAAAAGGCGCAAACUUGACCAUAGAAAUGAAGAUGGUCACGCCAACUCAUUUGUGAAUGGACACGAACAUACUCGAACAAGAAAGCAAUUAUCUGAGUCUCACAACAAGGCUAAGACAGCCAGCGACCAAUCUCGAAAGUCGACUUCAUUACCUACCGGAGGAAUCAACAAGUCCUCGGUGCUUGCGUUGCAGGUUCAUGAACUUGGGACGGAGCUCAAACCAAAUUACGAGAAACUCCGUACCAAAUGGAUCGAUGUGGCCAACAGGCUCGAAUCAAUCGUCAAGCAAAUGUCACCAAAGCCUGCCAUGACUGCAGCCGACGUUCUCAAAUCUUUCCGCAAGAAGGGCGUCAACAUACCUUUUUCUAAACCUUCUCCCACCAAGGAAACCAACUACAAGUUCGAAUUCAUUCCGCCAAGUCAGGUAUUCCUUCAAGGUGCCAUGUCGAACCAACUCAGUAUUAGGGACGACAGAACCAUAGAAGUGAAGGUUAUCCUGCCAGAUGCAACUCUCCAAGAGAAAGACUAUCUGAACAAUCGAGCUUUCCAUAAAGGAGCUUUCUAUAUUGCAUCUAUUGCGUUGGAGAUCAAAGAAAAAGCCAACUCAGAAUUCAACUUGUCCUUCUCCUAUGCGGAUGAUGUUGAUCUGCUACCAAUUCUCAACUUGACUCCAAAGCAGUUAUCCAUAUCAAAAUUCAAGUUUCAGGUCUCAUUUGGACUUCCUAGCAAGUCAAUACCUUUGGACAAGACCCUGCCAACCAAGAAUUGUUUGCGCCAUUUACCCAAUUAUGAGGAUGCUGGCCAUCAACAAGCCACUCCAUUCUACAACAGCUGUCUACGAUCAGUCGCUUCAGUCAUGGAACAUACCAGCACACUGGAGUCAGCCAGAAGUCCGGCUUUUGACGACGCAUGUCGCCUCGGUCAGACAUGGUUACGUCAGCGCGGCUUCUCGAGUUCUAUCACCAAUGGAGGCUUUGGAUAUCCAGAAUGGACCCAGAUGUGUGCAAUACUGCUUCGUGGUGGCGGUCAUCGUGGCCAUCCGCUAUUUUCAAAACAAUAUAGCAGCCUCCAAUUCUUCAAAGCAAUGCUUCAAGUUCUAUCUGGACGAGAUCUAAGAAAUCCCUGGGUCAUUGGCAGCACUGCGGUGGACAUUCCUCGUUCUGAGUUACCUGUUUUUUUCGAUGUUGAAACUGGUGUCAACAUCCUUUUCAAAAUGAGUCCUUGGUCUUACGAAUCGCUCCGCCAUCACGCCCAGAUAUCGCUCACGAAUGUCAAUGGAAAAGUCCUCGAUACUUUCGAGUCAGUCUUCAUGUCACGGGUUGCGGAGCCUCUGCUGCAAUUCGAUGAAAUAUUCUCGAUGAGGUUCCCCAUGGGGAAAUUCAGCACUGCAUUAGAACAACAGCGGGAGGUGCAUAAACUCCACAGCAUAUUGGUACGUGGUCUUGGUGACAGGGUAUCACUAGUGGACUUCAAGCUACUCACUGAACAUUCUUGGGCUUUGAAACAAGAUCCAUCGACUGGCGAAGACGUCUUCGAAGUCCGUCUUCUGACAAACCCAGAAACUGUUGCUCGUCUUGUGGACCGCGGUCCUUCUGCCGAAGAACCGGAUGAAGCUGGAGAGUUCCAAAAGUUCUGGGGUGACAAGGCUGAGCGAAGGCGUUUCAGAGAUGGAAGUAUCACUGAGAGCUUGGUCUGGACUUCUGGGAGCCCGGUCACAUCGCAAAUAGUCAGACAUCUGGCUUUACAUCAUUUCGAACUGCUUCCUAGCUCAGUGUCGGUGAAGAGUGGCGAUCUAGAAGCCAGUGUUUUGAGCGACGAUGCAUCUGUGGGGCCGAAGGAUGCAUACAGACUCAUCAAUAACACUUACCAAUCUUUGGCAUCAGCUCUUCAUGGACUCGAAGGUCUGCCACUACCAAUCCGGUCGAUUUCUCCGACUAGUGCCGCCCUUCGUUCUUCCACAGCGAGCCAUCCUUUGCUCCCCUCAACCACGGAACCAAUCGAUAUCCUCGUUCAAUUUGACUCAUCCACAAGAUGGCCAGACUCGCUCCCAGCGAUCCAGCAUACAAAGAUUGCAUUCCUCCUCAAACUUGCAGAGCUCCUGUCCGCCUCCGACUCCAAAGUCAGCACUCGCGUUGGUCUGGAAAAUACCGAAUUGGCAACAAAUGGCCACUUCAAUACCUCAUUUCUCGACAUCAUCUACCCAUCUCCUGCCCCCGAUCUCUCCCCAAUCUGUUUCCGCACGCGCAUUUAUCAUGAUCGCGAGGAACAUCUCCUGCAGACAGCACUGUCUGACAAGUCCCUCCACGGCUCCGUCCGCGAUUCGCUCGCCACCGCACUAGCAGCAUACAAACGACAUUUCAUCGCUGCGCCGAUCCAUACAACCGCCAUCCGCAAUCUAUGCACACGCUUCCCAAGCCUCUCAAGCACGAUCCGCCUCCUGAAGAAAUGGAUCUCAUCACACCUCCUCCUGCACCACCUUCCUGAAGAAGUCCUCGAAAUCAUUGCAGCGCACAUAUUCCUCUGCCCGUCUCCAUGGUCAGCGCCCGGAUCACCAACGACCGCAUUCCUCCGCUGUCUCCAUCUACUGUCGCGUUGGGAUUUCUCCAUCACACCAUUGGUCGCCGAUCUGAGCUUGUCCCAGGCCAUGACGGGCGAGCAGGUCAAUGAAGCCAAGACGCGGUUCCAGGCGUGGCGGAAACUCGAUCCCAGUCUGAACACAAUGACCUGGUUUGUCGGCACGAACAUCGAUACCACCGGUACGGUCUGGACGCAAGGAUCGAGACCAGAGCGAGUAGUCGCCGGACGGAUUAGGGCGUUGGCCAGCGCGGCGGUCGAAAUGGUGAAAGAGCGCGGGUCUAAAAUGGAGCAGCAGGACUGGUCGGGGUUGUUUGUGAGCCCCCUUGACGACUUCGACUUCCGUAUCCAUCUCAAGCCGUCUGUGGUCAAGCACCACGGCGGCGAGGCCGGGUCUAGAUCACGCCGGGAGAGGAAUGGAGGCGAGUUCAAGAAUCUUCAGCUCGGUCGAUCACUGGACAUUGAUUCGAUCGGUUACGAUCCUGUGGUGCUGUUCAUUGAGGACUUGAAAGCUACGUUCCGCAAUACUGCACUAUUCUUCCAUGAUGGGCAUGGAGGAGAUGUCAUUGCUGGACUGUGGAGGCCAGCGGUGGUGGGAAAGAAGGAAUGGCGCGUCAGGCUGGGUUGGUCCAGUGUGCCAGUUGCUGCAGCGGCGGUGGAAGAAGAUGAUGGGACCGAUAAAGCGCAGUGUGUGUUCAACAAGGAUGCCGUCCUGGCUGAAGUGAGUGCCCUGGGCGAAGGACUUGUCAAGCAGAUCAGGACGAAGGCUUAG